AUGUUCAAGACACUGUGCAACAGAUACAAGCCAGCCUUGGUUCUAUCACUUAUCAUGGCUAUUUCCCAGUUAAUCAUCAGGUGUGAGAGGUUAUUGGUUUAUGAAGUCGCCGGUUUCCCAGACACAAAUCUGCAUUACAAGCGGCUCGGCGAUGACGACGUAUGUUCUCCUCGGCCCAAUCACAAGUCCGGACAUUAUAGUCGGGCGUACCCUGUCUUCUACUGGAGUGAACAACAGUUCGACGCAGUCUUCAACAUUUGUUCUCUAUACAUUCCAAUUUGCUCUACGUUUUUCGCGGGAAUAUACUCGGACAAAUAUGGUGGUAAGAACGCAGUGCUGCUAGGUUUGGUUUUGUGUGUUUUGGUGACGUCAGCCUCGUAUCUGGUGAUUCUCCACAACGACUACGUCUUCUUCUGCAUGCUGUUGGUGCGCAAGAUUGCCGAAGGUAUGAUGAUAGCAGCUGUUUGCUCCCUCGCCGGAAAGUGGGCGAUUCCCGGCGAAAGAACAGCGUUCGUGGGUAUUCUACUGGAGGGGAAAUCGUUAGGGCACUUGCUCGGUGGUUUCCUAAUUAGAAGUCGACCCUCUUGGAAUGUCUUGUGCUACAUCAACGCGUGCAUUUGUUUCGUCACCGCUGUUUUCUGGUGGCUUCUGUUUCGAUUUCAAUACAUCCCAAGACCUAAGACGUUUAAAAUAAUUCCUUGGAAGAGUAUGGCACAUUCAACAUCUCCUUAUGUGUUGACUUUGCUGAUUUUGUCUUGUACUCUGAUCGUAUCUACUUCCGAACAACUUUUGAUCUACGCCAGCCAAGAGCUUUACCUAGAUGUGUCCUCGGAACAGAUUGUGGAGGUUAUGAUGGUUUCAUCUGAGACAUUGGCGUAUUUCCUUUGUGCAUCGUUCAGUGACUACAUAGUUUCGCGAAAGUUAUUGUCUUCUUUCGCUCUGGGAAGAUCAAUUACUUGUGCACUCUUCCCAAUCUUCUACUGCACCUUGCUCACGGUCAAAGCGGCUGGUUGUAGUCUGGAGACGGUUUUAGCGUGCUGUGUCAUGUUACAUUUUGUCACAGCAAGUUUUCUGACAACCGUUAAUGCAAUCGCUCUUGAAGUCACUUCCGCUUAUUCUGGGGUCGUUUUCGCGAUCAUUUUGUGGUUCUCGCAUUUGUUUGACGAUAAAAUUAGAAGUUUCCUAUCGUACGUUUCUGGUAUCAAGUUCAGUUUCAAAAGCUGGAGUGAAUUAUUCCUGAUGUCUGCAGUGGUUGCGACUCUGCUCAGUCUUCCGUUCAUUUUUUGCGGAAUUAAGAAAACUACCUGGGGAAAAGGAGUGCGCCAAGAAGACAAAAAUCUUCCAUUGGAAAGUGCGUCCAAAGAUGUAGCGUCAGUGGCAGGAAAUAUUUCUAGCACAACAAACACAAAGAAAAACUGA
Macrosteles quadrilineatus (aster leafhopper) is the source of this 1419-nucleotide messenger RNA. RefSeq lists its product as uncharacterized. NCBI's taxonomy places the organism in Eukaryota, Metazoa, Arthropoda, Insecta, Hemiptera, Cicadellidae. Gene Ontology annotation, biological process: transmembrane transport; monoatomic anion transport. The record is from RefSeq and is a predicted model, not a curated record. The coding region runs from base 1 to 1419 and encodes 472 amino acids. The transcript has a single exon. Gene Ontology annotation, molecular function: transmembrane transporter activity.